CUCUCCUCACUUGGGAGGCAGCCUCCGAUCUCAUUGGCUUGCCGGGCUGCAGCCCGAGCUUUUGCGCGCGGCAAGCCAGCAAAACCCGGCUCCUCCUGGAUCAUCCAAUUCAUUAACUAAAUCCGCCUCCGAGUUCGAGAAGGUGGCAUCGGCGGGCUGCCUGCAAAUGUUCCUUUGGGUCGGCAGAGGGCGCCGCGCCUCGCUGUUUGGCUGCCACAGCGGGAAAACCGUACAGGCUGAGAGGAGGUAGCUGGCGCCGCUGGGUGGCCGCUCCCCGCUCGGCGUAUAUAGCGGGCUCUCCGUCUCUUUGCGCGCGGCUCCCCUUCUUUCUGGCGCUGUCCUCAGUUCGGGAGACGGGAAAGCUGCCAGGCGGCCGCAGCUGAGAGUGCCAGGACUGGGGGGAGGGAGCGGCCUCCUUUGUCCUGCCCGGCGGGGACGAAGAGGAGGCAUCUCGGUGGCAGUGCCAGGUACAAUGGGCUGUCUUGCACUGAGAAGGACUCUAAUGGAUAUAUUUUGUAUUUAUUAAUUUUGUUUGGAUGUCCUGAAUCCACAAGCUAUCCUAGUAGUGACUGAACCGGCAGAAGGAUGUGACUUACCAGAGUAACAAGUGGUUUGCCAAGGAAUUCUCUGCUGAUCAGCGUGUAACUUGAACUGUUCAGAGAAGCAAACUUGGAGAGCUAAUGUGGUCAAAGAAAGUUUUGCCAUCCACAACUGCUGUCAUCUGAAAUCUGAAAAUGAGUACGCCAUUGGUUCCAAACAAGUCGUGCUACAAUCUAAUACAGGAUAAUAGAAAUGAGAUGAAAAAUAACAAUGAAAACACAAUGACGGUAGGAGACACAAAUGCCAAUCGAAUCACCUCAGAAGUUAAAACCUCUGGAAGAAAGGGGGGGACCAAUGAUUUGACAGGAGAAACUCAGUGCUUGAACAUUGGCAAACCAGAAAACAACACACAACUCGAUUCAGAGUGGAACAGACUUCAGAAUACUACUGGUGUGUCAGAGACAAGGUUGCCCACUACCACCAACAGGGAACUGCAUAAGGAUUAUAGAGCCGAUGGGGUUAAGGACACAUCAAAGAUAGUCCCUAUUAGCCGGGGACAUAGUUUGUCCAAUUUGAGGAUUAAUACAAAUGAUACCUUUUCAGUGGUUCUUUCAAAAAGCGAUGCUGAUCUCAUUCAGCAUGUUUCAAAGGACAGAAUACCUAGAAGGAUUGAGCCUGAAGGGAUAAAACGUCUUUCCUUGGGGAGGUCAAGGAAACUUACAGCUAAAACAGAAGCUUUUGGAAGAGAAUUUGUUGGCCGUGUAUCAGGUAAGCGUUUGCUUUCUGCAUCUCUGGAUUCUAUCGACACUUCACAUCAUUUGACUGGAGAUACUGAGACGUCUCAGAAAACAUCAGUGGAUCAUUUUUUAGGUAUGGCCUCAGAUGGAAAUAUUGUGCGUUAUUCUAAAACUACCUCGGAAACAAAGAAAAUAAACGUCUCUGCAACACAAAUGAGUGUGGACAGUGUACCAAAUUUCAACAAACAAAGCACAUCACAUCCUUCUCCUGUAGAUCAAGAUUUAACUGUUAAGUCCAAUGAUAUUUGUAGCAAAUCAGAAGCACAAUUAGAUCAUGAGGGUGAUAAGAGAGGAAAAUGGGAGUUGAAAAGUCCUCUGUCUUCACAGCCUAAGAAUUUUUGUCAGCAAAAAAUGGACAGGGUUAUAAUGGCUGAGUUUCUUAGAUGUCAAAGGGAAGAAAAUAAUGUUGUGGUGCAGAAUAAAAAGGAUUAUGAGUCUGAAGUACACAAAGUGAAAUCACUUAACUCGCAAGAUGAUAAUCCACACUUGAAUGAGGUGGUUAACUCCAUGAGCGACAGAUUAAGUGUUAAUAACUAUUCUAGUUUAGGAAGAGGAAGUAGCCAUAGUGAGGGUGAGGCAGUGAAUCAAGUUAGGGAGAAAUAUGUAGCUAAAAAGGAAGCAGAAGCUGCAUUCUGUCUUACUGAUGAUGACAAACCCAGUAGCAAACUGACACCAACAAGAAAUGAAACCAUGCUUGAUACUGAUUCAAGUUGUUUUCAAGCAGUUGGCAGGCAUAUGACUUUUGUACAUAGCAUUAAUCCACCUGACGGCAAACAUUUGAAUGAUAAUGAGAGUAAACUGAUGCUAAUCAAAGAGAACAGUGAACACUUUGCUGGGCCUGCCUCUAAUCUCCUAGAACAACCAAAAGUGCUUGAUACAGAAAGUGUGUUAGAUGAACAUUCCAACAUCCAGGACAAUUAUUUAGAAACUACAAGCUUUUCAGUUCAAAGCAAGAAGACACUUAUGGCUAAGAAACAUGUUUCAGAUGACCCCCUGGAGAGCUGUAAGGUAUCAGCAAGAACAGAUACCUUGGUAUGUGUCCCAACUCCUUUGCGCCCUGUUGCAACUGUGAAUGCUAAUAAUCACCCCACACUAUCCAGUGGCAAUUUGAAAAACCUUUAUGCGUUUCAUGUUGACAAGCUGUCACCCAACACAGUCCUACCUCCCUUUGAUGGUACACAGUUGUUAAGUCUAUCCCCAAAAGUGCCUAAUAAGACUGCCUGCAAUAGCAGCAUCCCUAAGCCGAUCCUUGUACAUUCCAAGGACCCCCAUCCAUCUAAAAGCGGUGGGGAAACAAACUGUAUUGAAAAGACAGAAGAAAAUGUUGAGGCAAAACCAGAUGUCCCCAAGCCCAAACACGUGAGACCUAAAAUAAUCACUUAUAUCAGAAGAAACCCCCAAGCUAACAGCCAGCUUGAUCAUUCAUUUGUCGCACCUGGAUUACCCUAUGGCCCUCCAGGCUGUGGUGUGCCAGUUGGAAAGGAAUCAAAUAACUCAAAUAAUGGAGAGAUUAAGCCAGCCAACAUGCUCUAUGACAAGUUUAAACCCGACCUGCAGAAACCUCGGAUUUACAGUUCUGGACUCGUUGUGUCUGGCAUUAAAUCCUCUGGCCACCAUUUCAGUCAAAUGGGUGAAAAGUUUCUACAAGAGGUUGGGGAAAGGCCUGUGAAAGAAGAAUUUUGCCCUCCACCAUAUGCCCAUUACGAGGUACCUCCAAGCUUUUAUCGUUCAGCCAUGAUACUUAAGCCCCAGUUGGGUCUGGGGGCAGUUUCCAGGCUACCAUCUGCAAAAAGUAGGAUUUUGAUUGCCAGUCAAAGGUCUUCAGCAAGCUGCAUCCAUCAACAAGGCCCAAUAACAAGCUCUCCCACACUUUUCCAUCCUGAUGCUGCAGCUGAUCUUAAGAAAGGCCCAACUCUGAACACCAUAAAGUCAAAUCUACCCAAACCCUGUCCAUCUGGACUUCGCCCACCUGGUUAUUCACGGUUGCCAGCUGCUAAACUAGCAGCAUUUGGUUUUGUCAGAAGCUCAAGUGUCUCCUCGAUCUCAAGCAACCAAUCAAAUGACAGUGCCCAAAGUGACCAAAGCAGGACAGCCAAUCGUUCAACCUUUGGAAAUGAAGAGCCAACCGUUACUAAGGCAGCUGAAUCUUCUAAAGAAGCACCCAAGGGAGCUGGUAGAAGUGCACUGCAGGCAUCAAGCAACACACCAGCUGCCCGCAAGAGUUUACUUCCAGCUCCAAAGACAACCUCAACACCUGCUGCAGGCUCAAAGAAGGAAGUACAAAAAGAUCAAGAGACCAACAGACCUGCUAUUUCAUCUCCUAAGAGGCUCGUGGUAUCAGCUACCAAACUCCACUCACCAGGACACCCUAAACAAAGGUCAUCCGUUACACGGAAUGGAUUUUCUACAAAGCCUGAUCUGCAGAACCGAGAGGCUGAAAGGCAGUUCAUCCAGCAGAUGAAGGAGAAGUGUGAUGAACAGACCAGGCGGCUCAGCUGUAUCCAGGAGGAACUCAGAAGAACUGGCUGCGGCUUUGAUGUCUUUGUUAUAACCACACAGCAUUUCUUUAGGAAGAACGAAAAUGCCCUUGUGAAAGAAAAGGAGCUCUCGGCUGAACUUGCAAACAUCAAAGAUGAAGUUGCCCUCAGCGCAGCGAAAUAUGAGAAAUUACAAAAAGAGAAGGAGGAGCUGGAAAGGAGGUUUGAGGGUGAGUUAAAGAAACUCGGCUGGCAACAGCGCGAAGAGCUCCAGGUGCUGGAAGAGCGGCUGCAGUUACAGUACAGUGCCGAAAUAGAGCGUCUGCAAGAGGAACACCGGACCCAGAUAGUCAGGCUCAGGACUCAACACCAGGAACAGGUGGAAGACAUCACAGCAAUUCAGGAAACUGCUGUGUUAGAGAUGGAAAAUAACCACUUGGUUGCUGUCGCAGGGCUUCAGGAUGAAUACCAGAGUCGUGUUCAAGAACUGAAAUCAUCCCAUGAAGUGGAAAAAAGAGAACUAGAAGAAAAUUUUGAGAAGCUGCGCCUGUCACUCCAGGACCAGGUAGAUACCCUCACCUUUCAGAGCCAGACUCUAAAGGACAAAGCAAAACGGUUUGAAGAGGCAUUAAAGAAAAACACUGAAGAACAGCUAGAGGUUGCACUUGCUCCCUACCAGCACUUAGAGGAAGACAUGAACAGCCUCAGACAAGUUCUGGAGAUGAAGAAUCAACUCAUCCAUCAACAAGAAAAGAGGAUCAUGGAGCUGGAGAAGCUGGCUGAAAAGAACUUAAUACUGGAAGAAAAAAUCCAGGUGCUUCAACAGCAGAAUGAGGACCUGAGCGUCAGGAUCCAUCAGAACACUGUGGUGACGAGACAGUUAUCAGAAGAAAAUGCUAAUCUCCAAGAACAUGUUGAGAAAGAAACAGAGGAAAAAAAGAGGCUCAGCCGAACGAAUGAAGAACUGCUGUGGAAGCUGCAGACUGCAGAACCCCAGAGCCCUGUGAAACUAUCUCCUACAUCCCCAACCCGGAUUUACCGCUCUUCAUCUGGACCACCCACCCCAGCGAAAGUCAGCACAGUGCUGAGAUGACAGGCUUAUGCAGCUCUUCAAGAUGACUUGUCCCUGACAGUAUCCCAGUCUACUGAAUGUUAUCAUCCAAGGAUGUGUUAAUUGUAGUUCUAAGUAGAUCUCCGGGGUCUAUUAUACCAGCAUGCUCUCUAGCUGUGCAGCUGUUUACUUCUAGGCAGUAGACUCUUGUGGUUCCACCACCAGAAGUGUAUCUGGUGUAGACUGAUGCGUGGAUGCCUCCACCAGGGUUAGAACCAAAUCUAAGGAAAAGGCUCCUUACUACUUAUCAUUCAGACCAACUGAAAUUUUUGCUGCCAUAUUUCAGGUUAAUUGCAAGUUCAAGCUUUGAAUAGCUGUGUUCAUGUGUGCACCCUGGAUGGUACUUGCCUCCAUGCGUGGAACAUGAAACACAUACACAUUUCUGUACAUGUAGUUGAAACUGUUCUGAAUUGCAUUUUUUAUAUGAAUGGAUUCUACAAAAGUGCUGAUCUAUUUUCAUGACCAUCAGCAAUUUUUCUAACUCGUGCCUAAGACUUAUACUGAAAUGAAAUGAAAAUGCAUUUUUGGUUUUUGGUCAAA
Messenger RNA from Heteronotia binoei (common prickly gecko), 5465 nucleotides. RefSeq names its product microtubule associated scaffold protein 2 (gene MTUS2). Gene Ontology annotation, molecular function: microtubule binding. Gene Ontology annotation, cellular component: nucleus; cytoplasm. Lineage: Eukaryota; Metazoa; Chordata; Lepidosauria; Squamata; Gekkonidae. The record is from RefSeq and is a predicted model, not a curated record. The transcript is spliced from 15 exons. The coding region runs from base 735 to 4907 and encodes 1390 amino acids.